Tetranychus urticae (two-spotted spider mite) is the source of this 2300-nucleotide messenger RNA. RefSeq lists its product as uncharacterized. The record is from RefSeq and is a predicted model, not a curated record. Lineage: Eukaryota; Metazoa; Arthropoda; Arachnida; Trombidiformes; Tetranychidae.
GAGGUUAAUUUAAUGAAUAAACAAUUCGCCGAUUGCCUUGAAAGUAAUACUCUGUGCUUAAACGCCUUUACCUAACAACCAUUUUUCAACUCAUUGGUUAAGGCUUACGAUAAAACCUUUAUUGGUGGUUAAUCAUCACAGAGAAAUUGGUUUGAAUAUAACAUUUCUCAUUAAAUUAUAUUGACUUCCAAGUGAGUAAAGGUGUGAACAAUCAGAUUAAAAGGGGUUAAAUUUCAACUAUCAGAUUUAGGAUUUGAUGGAAAGGUAAAAAUUUAAAGAGAUAAAGAAAAACAAAAAAGGUUAUUCUUAAUUAACUAACCACCCGUCAAUUUUUAUUCAAAUUAUUGCGAAUACAAAAGUCCUUCUCAAGUUAAACAGUUGAUUAAGGUGCCAAACGAUCGUCUCAUUACCGGCUUAAUCGAUUAAAUUGAGGUAAAAAUAUAAUUAGCUAAGGUAAAUGAGAAACAAAUAUUCAUAUAAAAGAUAGGAUUAUAUCAGAAACACUGACCAGUUGAUUAUUCAUUUCUACUUAAUAAACGUUUUUCUUAUUUUUCGUUUUCUUUUUAUCCAAUUGACCGUUGAUUUUGGCUUCUAUUUUCUGUGUUUUCUGAUUAUCAACAACUUAAAAUGGUGGUAACAAUUCAAAUGUUUACCGUUUUGGUUGUGACAUUAGUUUACUUGGCCUGUCCAUCAGAGUCUUUUGUGUCCAUUAAAUCACUUCCACCGUCAACAACAACAACCUCGCCACCAACCAAUAAGUUACUGUUAAAUAAGGAUUAUAAUUUUAGUCCAGAUUAUUCCCAAUUGAAAGGCAGCCAACCUGAUAAGUUGAAUUUAACUGAUGACAAGCGGAAUCCGUUUAACCUUCGCAAGUCUCUUACUGGACCUAAAUCAGGAAAAUACCGAGAAGUGGAAGAAGUAACUCCUUCUAAUGAAAUUGACGAGGAAGCAAGAGAACCAGAGAUAUUUAGACAACCAAAAGAAGUAAGAGACCCAAAGAUACCGGAAAUUGAACCAGAGAGUGGACCAAUAGAUCCAAACACACCUGGCUAUGCUGGUCCUCCACCCUCGGGCCCUCCUCCAGCUCAGCCCUCUUUGCCAGUCCCUCCAAGUAGCGAGUAUCCAGGAAUUGCCUCUAGCCCGGAUUCACCACCCCAAACAUUUCCAACCAACUUGUUUCCGGCUCAACGUCCAAAUACCGUUCCUUCACUUCCACCUCCUGAAUCUGAUAAUGAGCAACCAUCACCCUAUUAUCCUCCAACUGUUCAAACUCCACCUCAACUUUAUCCCAACAAUUUUUAUGCUUCACCUUCACCUCCAACAGCUGAGAUUCCUAUUCCUCCACCUCCACCCCCACCUCAACCACACUUUUCUCCAACAGUUUAUCAGUCUUACUCGCCGCCAGCUUGGUUAACAAACUUUUACACUCAUUCAGUUGACUAUUAUUCCAACUAUCCGUACAGUGGAGGUCUUGUCUCAUCCUAUUCACCUUUGGAAGCUACACUUAAGCACACGAUCGAUCCAUCAUACUUAAUUCAACAAACAAUUUCCCCAAUCGAGAGAUCUCAAUUUACUUCAGUAGCUCCGUACAUAGCAUCACCAAGCGUCACUACAAUUCACUCUCAUGCCAAUCCAUUGUACUAUUCAAACACGGAUGAAACGCGUCAAGUCCAGGGUAACCAAGAACAACAAUUUUAUGCCAAUCAACCGACACAAAUAUAUGUAACCACAAACAACAACGAAUCAACAACCAAGGAAACAAAUGAGCAGCAAAUUCCUGUUACUAAAUCAGAUGAUGAAAAAUCAAAAGAAUCAUUUGAGACAACCAGAAAUGCUAAAGAUAUUUAACUCGAGAAAUCAACUUCAUCAUAACCUGAGUCAUAUGCUUGUCACUCCUUUUAAACUAAUCAACUAAUAAUUAUAUCAACAUAUUAUCUUAGGUUAUAAUCGGAGUAAAAAGAGCUGAAUAACAAAAUCUAACAAAAUUGCAAUCUGGUUUGAUGAAUUAUGAAAUCUUGAAGACGUACCGAUUAAAUCGCGAUCAAGAUUACUCUCACACAAGCAACACGUUCGUACCAAAUGUCAGUGAUUUAUUAUGAUUCAACUUUCCAAUUACCGUUUAAAUAGAUUUUAAUCGCGGGAUCAAUAAUAUCAUAAAUUUGUUUACGAUUUUUAAAAAUGUUUACAAUUGUGGUUAAAAUUGAAGGAAAAUUCACCGACAUUAUUAUUGAUUGAUUGGAAAAAUUUCUAUUCUUUCAUGUAAAGUUGUUAACUAAUAAUCUAAUAAAAAACUAGAGUCU